AUGGGAGCUACAUCUCAGAGCUCCGGCCGUGCCGCAAAGGCGAAGUCGCGGCGAAAGACCACGUUUUGCAUGUUCAACUUUCAGGGCGUCUGCAAGUACUCCGCAGAGAAUUGCAUUUACGCUCACAGCUUGGAGGAGAUGCACUACGCUGACGGAGGCAGGUUCCGGAAAGCCCAAAGUGCGGAAUCUGCAGAGGUGCAUCAGGUCGUGGUCACGGCAGCAACGGACGUGCAGGCAGGAUCUCAGGAAGGCGGCUGUGGAAGUGCCAAAGGUAAGAAGAUCCCGCCGGCCUGCCUUUCGGGUCCCAUGAUGUUACCACCAGGCCUUGCGAGCGCUGCUCCGAGAGCUCCGCCCGACGAAUUGGCGCCUGCCUUGUAUCCGCCACCGGUGCACUUGCCUCCCCCGGCCCAAACCCGCGCAGGAGAUGAACGACCUUCUCCAUUCGAGGUGGCCCAUCUCUACCAGGCUGUUGCUGGACUUCGCAUGGAAUGCACAACUGUGGCAGACCUUCUCCAGGCAAUUGAGGUAGCCAAGGCGGAUGUGAAACAGAUGGCGUCGCAAGCUGGUUUCAGGUUCGAUGACGGCGAGCAAGCGGGCGAGACUUGGCAGUGUGGCCGGGGCCGGUACCCUUUCCGUACGUUGCACCUCAAGUCGGAUGUCAGGUGCCUUCGGCAAGCUGGUCCGAUGGCCUACGACUUCAGUGAUGGGGUGUGGUGCUCUGCGAAGUUUGACGUUGUCUGUACAGAUAGGAGGCAUUGCCUUUGA
Molecule: messenger RNA, 765 nt
Organism: Symbiodinium sp. CCMP2456
Lineage: Eukaryota; Dinophyceae; Suessiales; Symbiodiniaceae
Source: the annotation of a GenBank genome assembly